AUGUCACAGGUCAACGCCCCUGUAAACCCAAAGCCGUUCCUAACGAGUCUUCUAGGUAAAAAUGUAAACGUCAAACUCAAAUGGGGGAUGGAAUACAGAGGACAAUUAAAAUCCUUUGACACCUACAUGAACAUACAAUUGGAUUCGGCUGAAGAAUGGAUUGAUGGGGAUUUUAAGGGUGUUUUGGGUCUCAUUCUCAUAAGAUGUAACAAUGUUUUGUAUAUCGGUGAAACGCCAUGA
Molecule: messenger RNA, 240 nt
Organism: Babesia microti strain RI
Lineage: Eukaryota; Apicomplexa; Aconoidasida; Piroplasmida; Babesiidae
Product: small nuclear ribonucleoprotein F
Exons: 4
Coding region: 1-240 (79 amino acids)
Biological process (GO): spliceosomal snRNP assembly; mRNA splicing, via spliceosome
Cellular component (GO): U1 snRNP; catalytic step 2 spliceosome
Molecular function (GO): RNA binding
Source: RefSeq, a predicted model, not a curated record